Molecule: messenger RNA, 2272 nt
Organism: Neomonachus schauinslandi (Hawaiian monk seal)
Lineage: Eukaryota; Metazoa; Chordata; Mammalia; Carnivora; Phocidae
Gene: KCTD11
Product: potassium channel tetramerization domain containing 11
Exons: 1
Coding region: 8-895 (295 amino acids)
Biological process (GO): protein homooligomerization; positive regulation of neuron differentiation
Molecular function (GO): protein binding
Source: RefSeq, a predicted model, not a curated record
GAACUUUAUGACCCAAUUCUGCCCACACCCAGGGAGUUCUGCCUUUUCUUCUCUUUCGGUGUCUCCUGUACUUCCCAAAAUUUCGCCUCCUCCUGUGCCCUCUUCGCCCCCCUCUUUUGGGGGCCCUGUGACCCUGAAUGUGGGGGGCACACUAUAUUCCACCACUUUGGAGACCCUGACUCGCUUCCCAGACUCCAUGCUGGGGGCCAUGUUUAGGGCCGGCACCCCCAUAGCCCCCAACCUCAACCCGCAGGGAGGCGGCCACUACUUCAUUGACAGAGAUGGCAAGGCCUUCCGGCACAUCCUCAAUUUCCUGCGGCUGGGCCGCCUGGACCUGCCCCGCGGGUAUGGGGAGACAGCACUUCUCAGGGCAGAGGCUGACUUUUACCAGAUCCAGCCCCUCCUGGAUGCCCUGCGGGAACUGGAGGCCUCUCGGGGGGCCCCUGUACCCACGGCCGCCCUGCUCCACGCAGAUGUAGAUGCCAGCCCCCGCCUGGUGCAUUUCUCUGCUCGCCAGGGCCCACACCACUAUGAGCUGAGCUCUGUGCAAGUGGAUACCUUCCGAGCCAACAUCUUCUGCACCGACCCCGAGUGCCUGGGUGCCAUGCGGGCCCGCUUUGGGGUGGCCAGUGAGGACAGGGCAGAGGGAGGCCCACACUUUCGUCUGGAGUGGGCUCCCUGUCCCGCAGAACUCCCCGAGGUGGAGUAUAGGAGACUGGGGCUGCAGCCUCUGUGGACUGGGGGGCCUGGAGAGCUCCGGGAGGUGGUGGGCACGCCAGGCUUCCUGGAGGAGGUGCUGCGGGUGGCUCUGGAGCACGGCUUCCGUCUAGACUCCGUCUUCCCUGACCCCGAAGACCUGCUCAAUUCGCGAUCUCUGCGCUUCGUGCGGCACUGAGCCCGCGGCCCUCCCAUCUGACUGGGGUGGGGUGAGAGGAUGGACAGCAAAGGGAAUGAAGGCCCCCCUGAAGCCUCUUCGUAGCUCUGCCUCUGGAGCUGUGAGAGUCAGGGGCCCCACUGCUCCUGACUGGAGCCCAGGUGUGGGCAGCAAUUCCCAAGUCUGAGCCUGCUGAGGGCUCACAAGCCACAUGAUGGGUCUGGACUGGUGCUAAUCCUGGGAGGGGUGGGGAAGGUUCCCAGGCUUGCUGCGGCCUGAGGCUGGCGGCCUCUGGCGUCUCCUUGUUGGAGCUCAGUAUUCAACGUUCUAGAAAAGUAGGGACACCUCUCUGCCCAGGCUAGGCCUAGCAGGACCCUGGAGGGACACUGAAGUGUGGGAGAAAGACUUUGGAUUGCUGCGAUGUGGUCUCCUGGACCGUGGCUUCUCCUGCCACUGGAUGGGCCUGGCCUGGCCUGACCAAAGAGAGGCCAGAACAUUCUGGAAUAUGGGAAGGGGGAUUCUUUGCUGUGUCUCAGGUCACCUAGUGAGGGAGACAGAAAAGCUACACCCUACCCUAGGUUGGCAUAAGGGAGCUAGGAGAAUCCUCAUUUACUGUGGGGCUGGAGCCCUGUACUCUAGAGAGCCACGUGUUUUCAAGGGCCCCAUAUUGAUGGAGUUGGCCACAGGGAAGGGGGUAGCAUCUUCUCGGGGCUUGGCCUUACUUCGUUCACAUUCACAGUGUGUCUGACCGACGCUGGGUCUCUGCCGUCUGCAUUGGCGGAGACAGUAUGUGUGUGCCGGUCUUUCUGCGGUCCCUGCGUGUCCAGGCCUGUUUGGGGUUGCCCAGCAACUCUUUUGGCACCGUAUGUCUGUGGUACGGUGUGAGUAGACUGAGAAUUAGUAGUUUCAUCAGAAGGGGGGUGCGUGUAUGUUCACAUCACCACGUAGGCAGGAGGAGCCCGUUGAGGUUUGAGUCACUAGGAUCUUCCUGACGAAAGGUAAGAGAAGUCAGUGGGCCCAGCCGGGCCUGGGAGCCCAGUAUAGAACUCUCGGUGGCUAAGGCAACCAUGGCCACGUUGCUAGGAGACGGCUGGGAAGGCCCGAGGCUGCCCAGGGCAGAGGGGAGAUGAACAGAAGAGGUGGGGAGAGUGGGGGGAGGAGAGGGGAAGGGGUGGGAUUUCUGGGUCCCCGAGGAAUGGGAUACUCAUGCACAACUUCUUCACUGGGGGAGUCACUCACUCAUUAUUUAUGGCUGGUCAUGAUUUACAAGAAGAAAAAUAAAAUUGCUUUGUGGAACCUCAAACUUGUCAAGGCUGCUGAGGGCCAGGUUGGGGGGUGCUGUCCCCUUUGCAGAAGAAGCCCUGCUUUCUCUGCCCCAGUCUCCUUCUGGCCGUCAGU